AUAAUUUUAAACCGACUGACCUUCGAGUAACACUCGUUCUCCAAUAGCUCUGCAGCCGACCAGUCUGCGUUAACGGCUUGAGGUUUAUUUCUGAAUUGCUCGGCGACGGAAUCACACACAAUUUUCAUUUGAUUGAUUACAGUAGUUCGUCAUUUUACCGGAUUUUAAUUAAGUAUGGUUUUCUGUUUGUUUUUCAUUGUUUACUAAUGUAGUAUGAAUGUUUGACGCGGGUAUUUUAUAUCAAAUAUUAAACAGUACCUGUCUAUUGUAAUAAUUGAAAUAGGUAAUUAAUUUAAAAUUUCAAAAUCAAGUGCUUUUUAUACUUUAUACAGUGAAUAUCAGAAAAAUUUCAUUUUCAAAAUAAAAUAUUUGAAGAACCGGAUAAAAUGGAAGAGUGGUUGAAAAUAACACUAUGUGUAAGUUUGUUUGCAACUUUUCGGGACUUUCGACCAGUGGAUUCAUUUUAUACAUCAUAUUUAACCAGUCCAGCCGUAAAUUUUACUGCUGAGCAAGUGACCGAAGAUAUUUAUCCGAUAAAUUCGUACGCAACUACGAGUCUAAUAAUUAUUAUGUUUCUUGUCACAGACUAUGUUCUUUAUAAGCCAAUUGUGAUGCUGGACGCUUUAAGUUCAAUGGUGAUGUUUUUGUUAGUUUUGGAACCUGUAACUCUCUUCAAAUCAAAACUAAGUAUGGUAUUUUUGGGUCUAACGUCUGCAUCCGAACUAGCAUACAUGUCAUACGCGUACGCAAAGAUCCGUGACCGUAAGUUAUACCAAAAAAUGACUGGAAUUGUAAGAGGUUCAAAUCUUUUGGGAAAAUGUUUAUCGUCCACAUUUGCUCAAAUUGCAGUUUCAGUUUUACACAUUGAAUAUGGGUUACUCGUAUAUAUUUCAUUAGCGGGUUCCAUCGUAGCCUUAGCUUUUUCAUUUUUUCUUCCUCCAGUAAAUGUAAGUAUAUAUUUUCAUCCUGAAAGUCCUAAAACUGCCAAGCCGAAAGUCAACUACAGUACAUUUCACAAUCACUGCCAUAAAGACCUUGGACCGUGUUUGGUUGAAAAAUCUCCAAAGCCUGUUCGUGUAGUAUUUGAUCAGCUGUACUCAGAAUUGAGGGACGCGUACACCAAUCCGUAUCUACUCAAAUACGGUAUAUGGUUUGCCUUCGCCACCGGAGUCUACUUCCAGGUGAUGACGUACAAUGACGUUCUUUAUUUGAAAUUGAACGAACGCAAUCCGGUCAACAACAAGUUGUACAAUGGUGGAGUUGACGCUUUGGCUUUCAUAAGUGGUGCAUUGUCUUCAUACUUCAUAGGGUUUCUGAAGGUUAAUUGGAAAUCCACAAGUGAUUUAUUCUUCUUUGUUGGCUCACUUUUGAGCUGCAUAACGCUGUGUGUGUGCUACGUGACAACAUCAUUAAAUUUGGUAUACAUAAUGUACAUUAUGUUCUGUUUCGUAUUCCAAUCGAUGAAUGUUGUGGCCAGGUCCGAAACAGCUAAAAAUUUGAAGCAUGACAGUUUUGCUUUCAUUUUUGGUGUCGUGUUUUUUAUUUCAUUAGUUGUGUCAAGUGUCUUUACAUAUUUAUUUGUUCAAGGUACUAUUGUUGCGGUCCCGGUAAACGUACAGUUUUUCGCUGGUUCCGGGAAAGCCGGCAGAGGAGGAGACGCGAACGCGCGCGCGUCUGGCGAUGGAAAUCCUCGAGUACAAUACAAACAAUGUAAUAAUUCUUUGGGCGAGUCACCCCCGUUCCGGUGCCGUGGAGGAAGCGUUGAAUCUGGCAAAUAAAAGCGAACUGGGGCCACUGAAACAACACCGCGGGAAUGGUAAUGUGCGAGCUUUUGACGAGAACAUUAAAAUAUAUUCGCGCAUUCACACACAACGUUUCCGGAGAUAUCUGCAGUCGUGCAAAUGUGUACAUUAUAUUCUAUAUAAUAUAAUAAUAUGUAUAUUACUAUAGGUGUAUAUGUAUGUAUAUGUAUAUGUGUAUAUGUGUGUAUGUAUUUAUUUAUGAUUUAUACAUCAUGCAACGUGUUGGGGUCCAAAAUAUAUACGGGGUGAUUUACCAAACGUGCUCACCCCUUUUUUGUCCUGUAAUUAUGCGGUGAUUCAGAGUUAUGAUUUUUAUAUACUAUAUUAAAAUAUAGAUAUACGACUUAAAGAGUAAAUUGUUAAGUACUUAAAGUGUUUGUGCUAUUUAAGGAUUAUUCUGCAGUGAAGACGUUACAA
Molecule: messenger RNA, 2219 nt
Organism: Acyrthosiphon pisum (pea aphid)
Lineage: Eukaryota; Metazoa; Arthropoda; Insecta; Hemiptera; Aphididae
Product: thiamine transporter 2
Exons: 10
Coding region: 387-1778 (463 amino acids)
Biological process (GO): transmembrane transport; vitamin transport
Cellular component (GO): plasma membrane
Molecular function (GO): vitamin transmembrane transporter activity
Source: RefSeq, a predicted model, not a curated record